Molecule: messenger RNA, 3401 nt
Organism: Bufo gargarizans (Asiatic toad)
Lineage: Eukaryota; Metazoa; Chordata; Amphibia; Anura; Bufonidae
Gene: PDZD7
Product: PDZ domain containing 7
Exons: 17
Coding region: 268-3177 (969 amino acids)
Biological process (GO): sensory perception of sound; auditory receptor cell stereocilium organization
Cellular component (GO): stereocilium tip; cilium; plasma membrane
Molecular function (GO): protein binding
Source: RefSeq, a predicted model, not a curated record
GCAGCUCAGCAUCAGAGGAUCCAUCUACAACCACAAAUGUAAAUUUAGGUCAUGGUCAUUUAUUGAAUGGUAUUUACAAUGGCAAACACAGAGUUUCAUUUUAUCGCCUGAAGACAUGCUUCUUAUCACUAUGUUCAGCAUAUUUCUCUUCUGGUGGGAGAUGACAUGAGGCCGGAAUUUCGUAUUUGCAAGCACACAAACAUUUCUUCACCCACGGCAUUUAUCAGACUCUAGGAUCCCUAUGACUUGCCCUCACGUUCCACCACCAUGGCACAUGCUAUUGAAGUGGAUGACAGUGAGAUGACCAAUGAUGACUUCCCCAGCAGUUCCAGGAGAGACUCCUCAAUUAGGGCUCGGCAUUUAUUUCGAAAGCUGAACCGACCAGGAAAUGGUCACCCUAAAGGGCUGCGAGCCACCUCACCGAUGGGAAGAGUGAUUUUAAUAAACUCUCCCUUAGAAGCCAACAGUGAUGAAAGUGAUGCGAUCCUCGCUAUCACAGUGGAUAAGACUUCUGAUGGAAGAUUGGGCUUCAGCGUUCGAGGCGGUUCAGAACAUGGGCUGGGGAUAUUUGUCAGUAAAGUGGAAGAAGGAAGCAGUGCUGAUCUCGCUGGGCUCUGUGUUGGAGAUAAGAUUGCAGAGGUGAAUGGCAUCAGUUUAGAAAGUAUAACCAUGGGAAGCGCCGUCAAAGUCCUGACCGGGAACAACCGUCUACGUAUGAUGGUGAGACGGAUGGGAAAAGUGCCAGGGAUUAAGUUCUCCAGAGAAAAGACCACAUGGGUAGAUGUUCUGAACAAGAGGCUUAUAGUAGAGAAGGGUAGUUCAACACCAUCGGACAGCAGCUCUGAAGAUGGGAUGAGAAGGAUUGUCCAUCUCUACACGUGCUCCGAUGACAGCUGCUGGGGGUUUAACAUCAGAGGGGGGAAAGAAUUUGGCCUUGGGAUAUUUGUAUCGAAAGUUGAUCCAGGGGGACUAGCUGAAGAAAGAGGCAUAAAAGUUGGAGAUCAAGUUCUUGUAGCCAAUGGAAUUAACUUUGAAGACAUAAGCCAUAGUAAAGCGGUUGAAGUGCUAAAGGGGUUAACUCACAUCAUGCUCACAAUUCGGGAGACGGGGAUGUACCCUGCGUACAAGGAGAUGAUUGCAGAGUAUUGUUGGUUUAAUCGAUUAACCAAUGGCCAAUUGCAGCAACUAUCUCAAGCAUCAGAAACCAGCUCUUCUAUCUCUUCCUAUUCCUCCGGACCUCCUUCAGGGUCUAUUAAUGGAUACCAUCAAGCAAUAAUUUCCAGCCCAGCCAUGUAUGAACAAGGAAUGAUAGAUGUUGGCAUUUCUACUGAAGCUUCACUUGAGACUGGUUACUUGGACCGGACAGAGACUGCCAUACAAACAGAUGCCCACAUGUCUUCCUCAGGGAUCCUGGAUCCAGAAGGAUCUCACAAAAAAGGGAUCGUCGGAAGUGAAAUCAAGAGGACUGUGCAUCCCACUGUUCGCCUUAAAGAUACUGCCAUAAGAUCAGAGAGUUUUCUUGAAUCCCAGUUUAAGAAAAAGCAGAGGAAACAAUCAGGAGAUUUUCCCAGCUCAGAAUCUCCAAAAACAGCCUUGUUAUUAGCACUUAGCAAACCUCGAAAGCCCAUCAAAAGAUCUCAGAGUUAUAUAACUCUGUGGGAAGCCAGAAAGAAAAAGAAGAAAGAGAAGCCCUCCACUCCCGAGCUUUCAGGACUACAACGCUCCAAGACGUUCAUGAAUUUAUUUUUUAAGGGCCAUGGAAAACAAAAUGGAACCAACAGUAAGGAGACCGUGACUCCAGAUUCUAAGAGAAGGAGAAAGUCCUCCUCACAGAGUGAUGGAGACAAAGUUAAUAUUGUUCAGAAAUUUAUGAUCAGAAGCGUAAAGAAGGGUAAGAAUCGGACUCGUCCAUUUUUCUUUGGUGCCCAGCGGGAUCUGAAUGCUCUGUACAAUGGAGAUAUGUCUAUGGAGGAUCGAUUGGCGAUUACCGAAGACAUGGCCCGGAAACUGCUAAAUGAGGAUGAGGUAGCGGCAGUGCUGCGUCAUUGUAAAAGGUAUAUCCAGGAAGGAGGAAUUGAAGACCUGGUUAGGCCAUUGCUUGCAAUUCUGGACCGUCCCGAGAAGCUUCUCCUUUUACGAGAUGUCAGGGGUUUAAUUGCACUCACAGAUCUUGGACGCUUUGACAGUAUGGUUAUCUCUCUGGAGAUGGAAGCUUAUGAUGCCCUCAAGAGCCGAUCAGUUACAUCUCCUGCACUCAGACCAACCAUGUCCAGCACGCUUCCCAAGAAACAUCUUGUUACACCAGUUCCGGAUCACAGAGGAACCUUCCAGCUUAAGCUAGUAGAAGACAUAAGCAAUCGUCAAACACUGAUAGGAGAAAUGGAGAGGUUACAGGUUUCAGAUGCUCCAAAUGUAAAACGUACACAAAAAAACUUUACCCCACUUGAAGAUGUGCCAGUUGAUUCAUGUGAUGCCCAAAAUAUGACUUUAAGUAAGUCUUCCUCUAGGCCCCCAAGGCCAAAUUGGCUUCUUACUGAACCUACAAAGUCCUCUUCUGAUUUAUCUCAAGCGACCUCAUCUCUGCUCAGUGACAAGUCUUUGCCUACGAGGAGUAAAAAAGAUCAAAAAGACCUAAGUGACAACUCAAAAGCAUCAAGAACUACUCGGAGCAGAUCUAGAGAAAGAAAAGAUAAUGCUUAUACUGUGCUCAACAAACCCAAGAAAUCCAGGCCAAUCUUAUCUCAGAUAUUUGGUGGUGUGUCUCUGAGUCCUUCGAAUCUUGACAUCAAGCUGAGGACUGUCAAAUUACCGGUGGAGACCAAUCAUGUAGAAGCAGAUCAGCAGUCCCAUAAUGGCUUCAGUGAACAGAAUGAGGAAGAAUAUGAGCUUGUAACUGUGAUGGUUUCCAAAAUGAAGCAGUCUUUGGGAAUUAGCAUUUCUGGGGGUAUCGAAUCUAAAAUCCAACCAAUGGUUAAAAUAGAGAAGAUCUUUCCUGGAGGAGCAGCUUUUGUCUCUGGUGAACUGCAGGCUGGUUACGAACUGGUGUCAGUUGACGGGGAGACUCUGCAGAAUGUGACUCACCAGCGGGCAGUGAAUGUUAUUCGCCAGUCCUACAGCAACAAGCAAAAGGAGCCCAUGGAGAUAGUUGUUAAAAUUCCAACGAAAACUGAACAAUAACAAUAGGUUACCCCUCAGUUUGUUAUCCGUGCAGUUUCCCUCUGGUACAGUACAGAAACAACAGAGGGAAACCAAUGCCAGAACUGAUCUCAUGGUCUUCUGUCAGAUCAUUCCUGGCAUCUAGUGCAUCAGUUUUAGGGCUCAUGCACACUAAAGUAUUUUCUUUCCGUGUCCGUUCCGUGUUUUUUUUUUGCAGACCGUAUAUGAAACCAUUCAUUUCAAUG